Messenger RNA from Phanerochaete carnosa HHB-10118-sp, 852 nucleotides. RefSeq lists its product as uncharacterized. Bases 1 to 852 code for a protein of 283 amino acids. NCBI's taxonomy places the organism in Eukaryota, Fungi, Basidiomycota, Agaricomycetes, Polyporales, Phanerochaetaceae. The record is from RefSeq and is a predicted model, not a curated record. The transcript has 4 exons.
AUGGUAUCAGAGAGUAACGCUGCAGCUUGCAAGGAUGCCCAGCCCGGCUACUUCGCGACUGGGCCCGGCGCGACGUCGGAGACAACCUGCUCGCCCGGCUACUACAGCACCGGUCUCGCAGCCCAAUGCACGAUAUGCCCAGCUGGUACGCACUGCAACGGGAGUGGCAACACUCGGCCGCAGGCGUGUGAGCCUGGCAGAUUCUCGGCAAGCCCUGGAGCGAGUCAGGAUUGCAGCUUGUGUCGGGCGGGGACGUUUAGCAAUGUCACCGGCGCAACAUCUUGUUGUUCAUGCUGCUCAGGGUGGUACAAUGACCAAGCGGGCCAGACACACUGCUUCAGCUGCCCCAACCGCGGUUCCUUCCAACAGGGCUGGUCUCCGAUUGGAGCAAUCAGCGCAAGCGAUUGUACCGCCGCCGUGGGGGCCAUGCAUUCCUGCAACCAUGACGGUGAUAAAUGCCCUCGAACCGGAGGAUCAAGCCCGUCAAGCGGUGCCUACAAACGUUCUCCGCCGCAGCGCAAGCAGACACUCAAGUGUCCGUCGGGGCACAAGAAAUGUCCGGUGUACGGCAUGAUCUACGGCGCAGGAUACACACGUUCGUAUGAGUGCGUCGAUACACAGAACGACUUGGAGUCGUGCGGCGGCUGUGUCGAUGGGGACUCGUGGAACGGCGAACCCAGCGCCGCGGGUGGGCGGGAUUGCAGCGCUAUUCCGAACGUGGACAGUGUACGAUGUGCCAAAGGCCAGUGUAUAAUCGGUGAGUUGCUCUAUGUCGGUGAGGGUGCAGUCUCUGAUGAUCCUUGUCCCCAGAACAGUGUAAACGGGGAUACGCGAUCACUAGCGACAGCCUGA